AAGGGUGUUUUGUUGACAUCAUUUUUUAGCUCUACUUGAGUCUUUUUAUUGUUGUUUUUCUACUAAAACAAAUUAGUUCAAAAUUUUCUUUAAUUAGUUUCCUCCUCCUUUCUUUAUUUCCCUAUAAAUUUAUCACUUGAAGUUCUCCAUGUAAUUAAAAACUAUGUCGAAUCCUUUUGAUGAAGAUAAUGGUGAAAUUCUUGAGGGUUUCUUGUGUCCCAUUUGUCGUGAAGACCUCCGUUCCAUCGAGUUCCUUACCGACCAUGUUGAAAACUUUCAUGCCGAAGAACAAGACGCCCUUAAAUCCAUCUUCAAAGAUAUUUUUAGCAAAGCUAAACGGAAAAUAAAGUCGAACUUCGAUGACUCCAUUGAUCUGGCGAGAAGUUUGGACCGUGAUGUUCGGAUCAACAGUAGCAAUACAACAACCCGUGGCAAUGUUUUUAAUUAUAUGGUCCAAAAUGUAGGAGCCGAACGUUCACACUUUUCAUAUUUCACCUCAGUUAGGAAUCCCAGAUUAGAACGAUAUGCAAGUGAAACGAAUAAGUUGAUAAUCCGACUGCAUAAAUUACUCAAAGACAUGCCCGCCGAGCCAGUCGCAAGGAAACAGCACGAGCAAAAUAUAGUUCCAUGGCUUGAUGGAAGUUCAGUAAAACUCUGCCCCAAUUGUGCUAAAAGUUUUCAUAUUGCUCGACGACAACACCACUGCCGAUUAUGCGGCAGCAUUAUGUGCAAUGAUUGUUCCAAGUUCCUUCCCCUGGAUGAUGCACUGGAACUAGCCAGUUUAACCUUGUCCCGAACUGACCCGAUUCCAAAAUCCAAAGAUGAACGCCUGAAUAGCAUCCGCACCUGUGAUCACUGUCUCUGGUUGCUAGAGACACGCAAAGAAAUGCACGACAGUCGGACAUGUCGUCCUCCGACAUCCGUCAUAUAUGACGAAAUCCAACAGCUUAAAAAGAACAUCCUGCCCGACAUCGACAUGUAUCUGAAGAUCAUAAAUAGCUUGUAUUCGGGUGAUUCAAUUUUUACCCUCGCCGAUGCGAGUGCAUUGCGCGGUAAAAUUGGACAAGUUGCUGAAAUCGUGGAUCUAAAGAGCAAGAAGAUACUGAUGCUUCCUUGCCAAGAGGGUACACGAGAGGAAGCCAUGAAGAAGUCUAUUCGGCUGUCGUGUGUGCAAUUUAUAAAAGAAAGAAUGUUAUCGAUUCCACCGUUGCCAGGAGAAGUGGAAAUAAAGAAAAUUCAGGACAAAAAGCGAAUGGAAACUGAACAGAGAAUAGAGACCGAACGUAGAUUGGCAUUGGAAGCUUAUGAAAAAUAUGGGUUAGCCGAAGGAAGUGAUGGUGCUGGCAGCGCUGAAUCAUAUGCUUCAGGGUCGGCUUUGCGUACCUUGGACAAUUGGAGUGCUUAUCAAAUAUCAACAUCUGGAGUUGCAAGCAACGAUCCACUCGUCGAACAAAUCAACAUCAUCAAGGGCUACAUCAAACAAGCACGCACUGCCAUGCGUUUCGAUGAAGUUGCCACUCUAGAACUAAACUUGCGUGAACUACAAAAAGAAUUCUAUAUGCAACAUCAAAAAGGAUCAAAUAAUACCACCACCAUCCCAGCAACAACAACAUUACCACAGAACAAAGAUUAAAUUAUACUAAAAGAAAUUCUUUUUAAAAAAUGUAUUUAAGAGUAAAUUUUUUAUUGCAUUCACCCUAUAAAUUAAUUUAAUACAAAAACAAAUUAAUAUAUGUAUUACUCGUGUAAAUGUAGAAAAGAAAGCUUUGUGCAAAUUACAACAAAAUACAUUUUAAUAAUAUAAUAGGUAUAUAGCUAAAGCAACUAUUUCAUUUUUUUCUUUUUGUCUUUCAUUGUGCGUGAAGAGA
This is a messenger RNA of Eupeodes corollae, 1868 nucleotides long. It is a transcript of the gene Rbsn-5, whose product is annotated as rabenosyn-5. The record is from RefSeq and is a predicted model, not a curated record. Lineage: Eukaryota; Metazoa; Arthropoda; Insecta; Diptera; Syrphidae. Bases 164 to 1633 code for a protein of 489 amino acids. Gene Ontology annotation, molecular function: metal ion binding. The transcript is spliced from 5 exons.